This is a messenger RNA of Hypomesus transpacificus, 6799 nucleotides long. RefSeq names its product argonaute RISC catalytic component 2 (gene ago2). Gene Ontology annotation, molecular function: protein binding; RNA binding; endoribonuclease activity, cleaving siRNA-paired mRNA. Lineage: Eukaryota; Metazoa; Chordata; Actinopteri; Osmeriformes; Osmeridae. The transcript is spliced from 21 exons. Gene Ontology annotation, cellular component: RISC complex. Gene Ontology annotation, biological process: regulation of DNA-templated transcription; regulatory ncRNA-mediated gene silencing. Bases 805 to 3441 code for a protein of 878 amino acids. The record is from RefSeq and is a predicted model, not a curated record.
AAAGCCUCCACAUGCAAGCAAGACUAUAACGAAACUGAACUCCAGUUCCAAACUUCAUAGGCCUACUCAAUGGAUACAAACAGAAUGCUUUCCAUUAAAUGGCAAGCAAACCAAAAAUGUUGGAUUGACCCAAUUACCUCUGGCCCUGGACCAAGUGAGCGCGAGAGGAGGGACGACAAGCUUCUGCUUACCAGGUCGACUAUGGGUAUUGGUUAAAGGACCCUAAUGACAAAUAAUAUAAAUAAUAAUUCGUUUACGUCAAUUAUUAUAUUGCCCCGUACAAAAAGCUCGGUUCCAAAAUCUUCAAAUUCCACUUGCCCCGGAAGUAAUUACUUUGUACAUUGUAUACUUCUGGUGGUUUUUAUGUUUCAGUAAACAUUAAAACAGUGUUUGCCAGUCAUUUUUUCUCUCCAGAUCUUUCCACGUUGAUUUCCCUGAAUCGUUGCAACACGUAAAACACAUUUGUCUCGUUGAUUUAAAGUUUUUAUUGGGUACAUUUUGAAAUAAUCAUUGGAAGAGAGCGAGGAUAUCAGUGGGCCGUGCGUGACAUCACACAUUCAUAGGUUAGCUAGCAGCUCUGGACUCCGUCUAUCUGUGUUGGGGGGAUGGGGCCGUGCUGAGGAUGAUACAGCUCUCGUGGUCUUGUAAUUUAGUGCAGGGCAAAAAAACUACUUUUGAACUGAGCCACUUUUACUGUUUGAUAUAGUAAGAUAGAGUGCCCGAUUACGUAUGUCUUUUGAAGACGUUUGAAAGGAAUAAAGUGGAGUACCAGACCAGCCACGGUGCACGCCGAAAAAGGACAAAAUGUAUUCCACUCCUGGUGCUGCCGAGAUACUUGAAGGACCCCAUUCCUCUGGGUCGAUGGGCUCUGACCCCUCUGAUCCAGACCCCCCAUCUCCUCCCGUGCCUGAGUAUGUGUUCAAACCGCCCUCCCGGCCGGACUUCGGCACCAUGGGAAGGACAAUCAAACUGCAGGCCAACUUCUUUGAGAUGGAGAUACCCAAACUGGAGGUGUAUCACUACGACAUUGACAUCAAGCCAGAGAAAUGCCCCAGGAGGGUGAAUCGUGAAAUCGUCGAGCACAUGGUACAGCACUUUAAAACGCAGAUCUUUGGGGAUCGAAAGCCAGUGUACGACGGUAGGAAGAACCUCUACACAGCCAUGCCUUUACCUAUAGGCAGGGAAAAGGUGGAGCUGGAGGUGACCAUCCCAGGCGAGGGGAAGGACCGCAGCUUUAAGGUGGCCAUCAAGUGGGUGUCGUGCGUCAACCUGCAGGCCCUCCACGAGGCGCUGUCCGGACGCCUGCCCAACAUCCCCUUCGAGACCAUCCAGGCUCUGGACGUGGUCAUGAGACACUUGCCCUCUAUGAGGUACACCCCUGUGGGCCGGUCGUUCUUCACCCCCUCCGAGGGCUGCUCUAACCCCCUGGGCGGGGGCCGUGAGGUCUGGUUCGGCUUCCACCAGUCAGUCAGACCCUCCCUCUGGAAGAUGAUGCUGAACAUUGACGUGUCUGCCACCGCGUUCUACAAAGCCCAGCCUGUUAUUGAGUUCAUGUGCGAAGUGCUGGAUUUUAAAAGCAUCGAGGAACAACAGAAGCCCUUGACCGACUCCCAGCGAGUGAAAUUCACCAAGGAAAUCAAAGGCCUGAAGGUGGAGAUCACUCACUGUGGUCAGAUGAAGAGGAAAUACAGAGUGUGCAAUGUGACCAGACGACCAGCCAGCCACCAGACGUUUCCCCUGCAGCAGGAGAACGGCCAGACCAUCGAAUGCACCGUGGCUCAGUACUUCAAGGACAAGUACAAGCUGAUCCUGCGUUACCCCCACCUGCCCUGCCUGCAGGUGGGCCAGGAGCAGAAGCACACCUACCUGCCCCUGGAGGUGUGUAAUAUAGUAGCUGGCCAAAGGUGCAUCAAGAAACUGACGGACAAUCAGACGUCCACCAUGAUCCGAGCCACGGCCAGGUCAGCCCCGGACCGACAAGACGAGAUCAGCAAGCUGAUGAGAAGUGCCAACUUUAACACGGACCCGUACGUGCGUGAGUUUGGAGUGAUGGUGAGGGAUGAGAUGACCGAGGUCAACGGCAGAGUCCUCCAGGCUCCUUCUAUCCUCUACGGGGGCCGGAAUAAAGCCAUAGCCACUCCUAUCCAGGGGGUGUGGGACAUGAGGAACAAGCAGUUCCACACCGGCAUCGAGAUCAAGGUGUGGGCUAUCGCCUGCUUCGCCCCCCAGAGGCAGUGCACCGAACUGCUGCUCAAGGCGUUCACCGACCAGCUGCGUAAGAUCUCUCGUGAUGCUGGGAUGCCCAUCCAGGGCCAGCCCUGCUUCUGUAAGUAUGCCCAGGGGGCCGACAGCGUGGAGCCCAUGUUCAAGCACCUGAAGUACACCUACCAGGGCCUGCAGCUGGUGGUCGUCAUCCUGCCUGGAAAGACCCCCGUCUACGCGGAGGUGAAGCGUGUGGGAGACACAGUACUGGGCAUGGCCACCCAGUGUGUCCAGGUAAAGAACGUCCAGAAGACCACCCCCCAGACCCUCUCCAACCUCUGCCUGAAGAUCAACGUCAAGCUGGGGGGCGUCAACAACAUCCUGCUCCCGCAGGGCAGACCCCUGGUGUUCCAGCAGCCUGUCAUCUUCCUGGGCGCCGACGUCACCCACCCUCCUGCUGGGGACGGCAAGAAGCCCUCCAUCGCUGCUGUGGUAGGCAGCAUGGACGCCCAUCCCAGCCGGUACUGUGCCACGGUUCGGGUCCAGCAGCACCGGCAGGAUAUCAUACAGGACCUGGCCACCAUGGUGAGAGAGCUGCUCAUCCAGUUCUACAAGUCGACCCGUUUCAAGCCCACCCGGAUCAUCUACUACCGCGACGGCAUCUCCGAAGGCCAGUUUAACCAGUCGGCACAGGUGCUGCAGCACGAGCUGCUGGCCAUCCGAGAGGCCUGCAUCAAGCUGGAGAAGGACUACCAGCCCGGCAUCACCUUCGUGGUGGUCCAGAAGAGACACCACACCAGGCUGUUCUGCAUGGACCGUAACGAGAGGGUGGGGAAGAGUGGCAACAUCCCAGCUGGCACCACGGUGGACACCAAGAUCACCCAUCCCUCCGAGUUCGACUUCUAUCUCUGCAGCCACGCCGGCAUACAGGGCACCAGCAGGCCCUCUCACUACCACGUCCUCUGGGACGACAACCACUUCACCUCCGACGAACUGCAGGUGCUCACCUACCAGCUGUGCCACACCUACGUACGCUGCACGCGCUCAGUCUCCAUCCCAGCGCCAGCCUACUACGCCCACCUGGUGGCCUUCCGCGCCCGCUACCACCUGGUGGACAAGGAGCACGACAGUGCGGAGGGCAGCCACACUUCAGGGCAGAGUAAUGGGCGUGACCAGCAGGCUCUGGCCAAGGCGGUUCAGAUCCACCAGGACACCCUGCGGACCAUGUACUUCGCCUGAGCCCCCACCCUCCCCCGGCCGGGGCCUGGUCUUCCAGCCCUCCCCCCUCCCAGGGCCGAAGGGGGGCGGCUCCCUGGGUUUGUGUCGCCUCACCCUCACCUAUCUGGAAGGGGCCAGCAGCCCCUCUCACACAAAGAAAAUAGUGUCAUACGAAAAGUCAUGAUUUCCAUCGUUGUAUUUAAAGGCCACACAUGCAAGCCCUGGUAUCCCUCACCCCCUUACCCCUGCCCUCUGGAAUAUUAGGCUGUAAAAUGUAAAAGCUCAACAAGGGGUUUGGGGACAGGGGGUCUUAUUUGACAUGUUUGUACAUUUGUGUGUAUUUGUAUAUUUAGGGGGUUAACCUGUUUACAAAGUAUGAGCAGAGGAGGAGAAAAAGGAUAUGUAUUAAUUUCUUACUUUGAUGGAAAUAUUAGAACCAGUCUAGAGGACCGGGCCAUCGUGUUUUUCAAACUCUAGUUUCUUAGUUUCCCCCAUAUAGUGUUUAUAUUUUUGUUUGUUUCUAUAUUUGAUUGAUUGGGGCGUGGCAGUCGAUUAGGUGUGUGGCUAUCAGAAAAGGAACCAAUGAGAGUUUUUAAUCGCUCUAUUCGAAUCACAGCUAUUAUUUAUCAGCCAAUCAGAGCAGAGUGCACUGACCAAAUGAAUUCCUUAAUUGGGACACAAGUACUUAAGAGUAAUUGGUUGAUUCCACAAUAGCACCCCCUGUAGGUCUUCAUUUGAAUGUACAACUAUGAAUUUCAAGGUAGCGAUCAGCAGCCUUUAUAGUAUUUGUCCUCAAUCAACACUGGUGACCAACACACAUUGUUCGGAUGUGUCCGGUGACGACCAAGCAAACGAUUUACAUACGUUUUCAACUGUAACACUUAUUUACACAGAACGACUACUAACAAUUCUUAUUGGAGGAGGGAGAGAGGAGUGGUGUUCUGUGAUAGGCAGUCAGGGAGAGGACUGAGGGGGGGACUGGUUCCCAACACAACGCCUCUUUGAUCCUCCCAAACAUCAGGGGAGCUGAUGUGGAGAAUAUUGCAUGUCACGAUCUCUUUUAAAACUAUUAAUAACUUUUAAUCAUCUAUGAAUAUGCAUGUUACGACUUAAACAUUUGCGUUUUAAACGUUUCCCUUUUUUUUGAGUAGGUCUGAUUUUGAGUGGCUGUAAUGUGGGGCUGUGACCAGGCCUUAGCUAGGCGGGGGAGGGUGUCUCUUACACCUGGAGACUGUGGGGUGUUAACGGUACAGGAGGGAGAAGGACUGGAACAGCUUCUGAACCGACGCAGGAAAGCUCUGUCCUGAUUGGAUAAGCUACUUUGAUCAUUUAAAGAAGGUGUCCUAGUUAAGUCGUCUUGAUGGGGAACAUGGAUUGUUGUACUUGGUGUUGGUUUUAUGCAAAACGUUUUUUUUUCCUGGGUCUUCGUAGCAUAAUCAUGUUUGAGGGGUUUUCCAAUGAGCUUGUAGAAGAGAUUGUUACAACCAUUUUUAAAAGCUUUUUUUCUUUUAGAAUGACAGGCCUAUAGUUUAAAAGUCAAAUUAUUUACACACAAAACUCAAUGCAAAAAUUGUAUCGCCUUCCAGACUGUCCUUGAAAUGUUACUAAUCUAGUGCUUGUUCCCUUCUACCUAAGUACAGUUAUAGCUGCAGAUUGUUCAUGUACUCAAGAUGGGGGGAGGGGGGGUGGAGGGAUAUUAUCUCUAUUUUCUAACUAUGCAUUGUUUUUAACCAAGAGAUUUAGGAGUGAAGUUUCUCAUAUUAAUCUAGGUCAUUUUAUAGAAAUAGUACAUUUUGGGCUUUUAUUGUUAUUUUGUUUUGUAGCUUAAUGCAUUUAGUAGCGUUUGUAGUGCUUAUGCUUAUCCUCAGCCUUUUGUAAUGGUGUCAAGGAUUGUAAUGUCCUCAUUUGUAAUAUUGUAUAUUUGAUAGCACACAUUUAAUUGAGUAUAUCCUUUGUAGAACCCACAAUCACUCUUAGCCAAACAAGAUUACAAGUUUUUACAUAAUUAAUGUCUGGGAAAAGAAAACAACAAAAGUGAAGCACAAAGAGCCAUGUCUAUAGAUGGUGUUUUCCCUUCUCUAUAGCCCUCAGCCAUCCUGAGUGGGCAAGAGGUUCAUUUGCCAUAAGUAUGGUAAUAGAUGCUCAAAUGUUUUAAAUUACCUUCAUCUUCUCCACAUUACAUCAAUUGCUUUCAUUUCUCUUUACCUGUAAAUUAACAAAAAACCCGACUGACUGUGUUUUGUGGGGCAUUCUAAGAAUCCAGUACUUGAUAUUUACUGUUAUUGUGUCAAUAUUAUUAUUCGGUGCUUGUCUCGCAACAUGUAAAUUUGGAUGCACUUUGAAUAGAUAAUAUGGUAUGAACUCGAUGGAUUGGUCUCUCUGACCUGACAGGAAACAGUAUGACAGCGGUGCAGUUGUGUGGAAAUGGCUGUGUUCUACCUCUUGUUACCUGUUCACAUGUAAUGGUAACAUCACAUCACUGGUCAUUUCCUCAUAAUUACAUGCCAUCAUUACAUGUUUGACAUGCCUGGUUCUGAACAUGAGGCAUGGAUGAUGGGGACCCUGCAUUCUGUACACACAAGCCUAGUAGUGUUCCAUGUCCUAUGGUUUGUGCAAAAGGAGUUUUGGGGGGGAAAGUGGCUUGACUAUUGUUAUUUCAUUUCUUUUUUCUUCUAGAGAUCUUAAGCAUUGAGCUAUCAGACCAAACUUAACAAUUAUUAGGGAGUUCUUGUACCAUGCAGUCUUUGUCCUUAGCCCUAUUCUAUUCACUUAUCUGGCACCUUUUAUUUGGAAUAUGUGCUGGAAAGAUUUUAACAUGCAAAGUGUGUAACAAAGUCAUGACUGUUUGAUCACUGGAUAUGCUGUGUUGCCUGACAGACUGCUUUAAAAGUGACACCCUCUUAAGUCAAGGCCCAUGAAACUUCAUACCUAUCUUCCUAAUCUGAUACUAAUUGUUUUCAACAUGAGCUGCCAUGUUGAAUAUAAGCAGCGAAAGCCAAUGAAAAAAGCCACUGAUCUUGUGCAGUUAAACCUUGGAGCUGAUUUCAUGUUGGAAUGCGUCCAUGCCCGUUGAUUCUCCACAAGAUCUGUCCUGUUUUUACUAAUCGCUCGAUACAAACUCAACUAGUUUGACUGUUUAUUCUGGAGCUGACAGCAAUGUUGUGGAGCCGUCAGGCUGCUCCGCCCUUCCUGGUCCCCACACCCUUGUGUUAAUCCUCAACCUGUCUGUCAUGUUUUUAUUUUCAGUUUGUUGUUACUGCGUCCUCCUCUUAAUACCAGCACCUUACAUAGGCAGACCUGUACAGCAUUGCUUCUCCUGAAAAUAUCAGACAUUUUGAUAACAAUGUUAUUUUUGCACUAAAAUAAAAUGGAUUUUGGA